GCUCACAGGGACUUUCCAGACUCGGCUCCGACCUGAGAUCCCACCGGCCGACCACAAAGUUCAGCUGCAGCAUCUGGAGAGAAGAAAGACAUGAAGCCAGUCUCCCUGCUCCUGCUCCUCUCCUCGGUCCUCCUUUCAUCUCACCUCCGCCCCGCCGCCGGCAGACCGCGCAUCCUCCCCGGCUGGCUGGAUGACAGCGGUCGCCUCCAGACGCAGCAACUUGACGAUGUGCUCCUCAGAGCGGCCGCCGCCGGGGACAGCACCGCCUCAGACCUACUGGGCGACAACAUCCUGAGGUAUCUCCAAAAAAGAAACCUGGACCCUCUGCACCUGCUCACGCCAGAAGAGGAGACUGAAGCUGAGGCGAUGAGGACGGCGGCGCAGCUGUUGAAACGGAGCGAAGAGUCGCCGCUGUCCAUCGACCUCACCUUCCACCUGCUGAGGAAUAUGAUCCAGAUGGCCAAGAUGGAGAGCCAGAGGGAGCAGGCUCAGCUCAACCGCAAAGUUCUCGACGAGGUCGGGAAGUAAAGCUCUAUUUUUCUAAUUUAAAAAUGCCUCAUUAAAACAGCCGUCAGCGCUGUCUAAGUAUUCAAGACCUCUGACAUUAGUUGUUGUUUGUGCGCCUGCCUUUCUCUCCACAUCAUUUUACGCACAGAUGGUGCCAAUUUACGCAUCAAAGCAUUCGCGAGUAAAAUGUAAAUUAAAGAGUUAUUUAAAGACUUUGUUGGAAAAUAUGGAAAGAGACUUCUCAGACACCUCCCUCCCCUCAAUCCCCCUUCUGGCUUCACCCCCACCCUCACCCUCCUCACACAAACUCCUCUCCAAACUGGACUUUUGGAAGAGAGCCUGUCCUGGAUUUCACACCUUAACAUUUGGAAAGAUUUGCUUCGGAAAUCAUGAUUUGAUCAAAUGUUUUGAUGCUUGAAGUGAAAAUGACAGAUGACACAUUACCAAAAUAAAUGAAUCCAGUGGGCUUAAUAUUUGUUUUUGUUUUCAGCAAAUUGGGUGAUCUGAUUGUGUGGAACAUUGCAAUGAUGUUCAUGAAAUGUACCCACUUUACAGGCUACUUAUUAGCACCUGCAACUAAGCAAGUUUAAUGUAAGGUGCAUUAUGGGUGUUUGGCUUGUACCCACCACAAAACUGAAUUUAUGCUUUGUAUUAACUUUCAAAGAUAUUAGAAGUUAAUCAGUCAUCAGAUAACUUAAUGUGACAAGUGUCAAGUGGAUAUUUCUCCACAUUUUCCCACAUAAUGUAAUGGGAAGAAAAACUAGGGCAAACUUUGACCUCUAUCACAUCACAGAAAUCGUAACCUUUUUUUUGUUUGUUUUGUUUACCCCCCACUCCCUCAGAUUAGUUCAUGUAAACUGUAAUUUUGUACACUACUAAAGGGGUAACUAAAGCACAAAAGACCCUUCUCAGGAAGGGUUUCUUGACGACACCAAACAAUGUUCAAACCUUGUUUCUAAUUCUAUACAUAACCGGCCAAAUGAAGGUGGCAUUCGGCCAGUUGAAGCGAUGACUCAAGCCGCAGUUAGCCCGUAAUGAAUCCUUGAAAUAAUAUGAAUGAAAAUAAAAAACUACUAAAGAUCUGCAGACUGAAGUCAUGAGGCAGAAAACCUCAACCCCCCCCCCCCC
Messenger RNA from Epinephelus moara (kelp grouper), 1635 nucleotides. It is a transcript of the gene ucn1, whose product is annotated as urotensin 1. The coding region runs from base 91 to 528 and encodes 145 amino acids. The transcript is spliced from 2 exons. Gene Ontology annotation, molecular function: hormone activity. Gene Ontology annotation, cellular component: extracellular region. The record is from RefSeq and is a predicted model, not a curated record. Lineage: Eukaryota; Metazoa; Chordata; Actinopteri; Perciformes; Serranidae.